GUCGGCGUCGGGAGGGUUGGCAAGACUGUCGGGGAGUAAAUAAACGAAGCCUCGGUCUGCCUCUGAGGACGGGACGAUGAUGGGCAGCCGCGAGAAGACCUACGAGGACCUGCACUUCCCCUUCUGCGAUGAAGUCAGCAAGUACGAGAAACUGGACAAGAUAGGACAAGGCACAUUCGGGGAAGUCUUCAAGGCUCGCCACAAGAAGACAAAGAAGGUUGUCGCUCUGAAGAAAGUUUUGAUGGAAAAUGAAAAGGAAGGCUUCCCCAUCACAGCCCUCAGAGAAAUCAAAAUCCUGCAGCAGCUGAAACACGAUAACGUUGUCAAGCUGAACGAAAUCUGCCGCACAAAACCCUCUGCCUACAACCGCUGGCGCUCCACCUUCUACCUCGUGUUUGACUUCUGCGAGCAUGACCUGGCCGGGCUGCUAUCCAACUACAAUGUCAAGUUCAGCCUCGGGGAGAUCAAGAAGGUGAUGCAGCAGCUCCUCGAGGGACUCUUCUACAUCCACAGCAGCAAGAUCCUCCACCGAGACAUGAAGGCGGCCAACGUCCUCAUCACAAAAUCUGGAACACUGAAACUGGCCGACUUCGGACUUGCCCGCGCCUUUUCACAGAGGAAUGGCCAACCCAACAGGUACACCAACCGAGUGGUGACCCUGUGGUACCGUCCCCCUGAGCUGCUACUGGGGGAGAGGAACUAUGGGCCCCCCAUAGACCUCUGGGGUGCCGGGUGUAUCAUGGCCGAGAUGUGGACACGCACCCCAAUCAUGCAGGGCAGCACGGAACAGCAUCAGCUUAACCUCAUCUCGCAGCUGUGUGGCUCCAUUACCCCCGAGCUGUGGCCGGGCGUGGAGCUCCUGCCUCUCUACUCGACCAUGGAGCUGCCCAAGAACCACAAGCGUAAGGUGAAGGACCGGCUCAAGCCCUACGUUCGGGACCCGCAUGCCUGCGACCUCAUUGACAAGAUGCUCACCCUGGACCCGUCGAAGAGAAUGGAUGCUGACUCCUCCCUCAACCACGACUUCUUUUGGGUCGAUCCUCUGCCCUGCGACCUCGGCAAGAUGCUGUCCCACCACACUCACAGCAUGUUCGAGUUCUUGGCCCCACCUAGGCGAGGGAAGCAGCCCCAGCAGCAGCCCGCCCAGCCCCAACCAGCCCAGGCAGCCCACUCUUCAUCCCAGUCCCAGUCCUCUCAGUCCUCAGGAACGUCGCAAGCCGGGGGGUCAAGACGGCCAGGCCACCGCUCCGCCUCCGCCAGUGUUGCCAGUAUGUCCUCGUGCCCAGAGAGAAUAUUCUGAGUGGCCUGUCAGUGUUGCCAACAGGUGUAGUUCUCUUGUGUGUUGGAGGUCCUCGUCAGACUUUCCGUGAGUCGGUCGUGGCUCUGCAGAUGGUAGAAUUCCUCCUCUUUUUUCCCUCCUGGUUUGUGGUUUUAUCUCAGAGUUUUUUUUCUUAUUUCUUGAGGUCUUUCUUAGCGUGGAGGAGCAAUCUUCCGAUGCAUGGCCGAAGCGUUGUGCUGUGCGUGGACGUCCUGCAGAGCCGCCAAAGAUCUGGCUUGCCUGUGUUAGGGAGACGCAGCAAGUUGUUGUCAUGGCAGGUUUUGUUGAUGGUUACGUAAACCAUUUUCUCUUACCAAUUACUUAAGGCAAGGUUAAGUACAUAGGUAAUCUCCAUACAAAAAUUUAAGUACAACAAGAUAAAUAACAGGUGCAAAUGUUUACAAAUAUGAUUAAUUUUUUAAGUGCAUAAGUCCAAAAGACAAAAUAAUAUACUUUUAGGUCUUGAAAUACUGAAGAAGAAAUCAGUGUUGUAUGGUUUGAGUGUAUUUAUUGAGGAAAUAUUUCAGUAUUUUUAUGAUUCACUGUUGUAAGGUACAACUAUUCCGCCAUGUCUCAAUGUGUGUCAUCCAGCCCUUGCUUACCGUUUAUCAUUUUUCAAUUUUUUUCAGUGUAGUGUUGAUGUGCUGAUUUUCUUUUUGGCUCAUGACGGCCUUUAAAGGAAAUGCACUGCAGAGAGGCCAACUAGGGGGUGAAGGGUGCUUGUGAGAAAGGUCUGUGCAUAACGUUGAUCUUGUAGAAUAGAGGCAUGUUCUGUUGGGCAUGGUAAUGGCAGCAGAGUUGGGAGCAAUUCCUCAGCAUUUCUUUAUUCUUUCUAUUUAUUCUUAUUUUAUUUUAAGUUAGUAUUUCCAAAAUUUUUUCCAUAACUUCUUAAUUUGGCAUGGAAAACAAGGUCACAUACAAGGCAAACAUCACUGCAGGAAACAUUCUUUGUUUUUCAUUCCGGAGUAGACUUGCGAGGCUGAAGGUUUGAGUCGUCUGACAAUCUUUGUUAUUUAGUUUUAGCCAAUCUUUUUAAGGUUUCAAGGUUGCUAUUUUUCCACAUUAACAUUUACUGUAGACACUAGAUUAUCGGCAUGAAAAAGUACAGUACCUGAUGUUCAUGUUCUGUGUCAUGAAGUCCGCUGUUCAUUAGCCAUUUCUUUUGUGCAUAACUUCCCAAUGUCCUGCAUGAAAAUUAUUGGCAACCUCCGACUGAUUCAUUGACAGGGACCACAGUUUUGUAUUUUUAAGUUAUUGUGCUGCCAUACGUGACGGUAGAAAGUAUGUGUUGAGGCUGCAUCCAUGUGUUCUAAAGCUAGAGAGGCUAACUUGGUAACAGUGUAUCAGGUUUGAGAAGCAUUUCCUUACUGUGGUUUGAUGUCAGUUUAGGGCAUAAGUGUGGGAAAGUGCUGGAGUUGGAAUCUAGUUGAGGGCCAGUACUGGAGAUUUUGGGAGAGUGUUUUCCAAGGUGUUCUAAAGUGUUUUCAUAAGUUCUUAGAUAAGGUCAGUGUCAGUUGUUGUUUGACGUCUUUUACCCAAUUGGUCUUUCUGCUAAACGCUACACCUAAGCAAGGGUUGGAUGAGGUACGACAUGUUUUGUUUGUGGAUAAUUAACGUUUAAGAACACGUUUUGUCGUAAAUAAGAUUUCUAACAAUUUUCGGUGCAGUCACAAAGUUCAGAGGUUUUCAUAUUUACACACAUAUUUUUCUGUCAGGCGUUCCACUCCCUUUACCACCAGUGAUCCAAAUCCUAGCUGAUAGGCAGAGAUUAGGAAUAAGUAGCAGUGUGUCUGUUGACGAGACAAAUGGACUGUCCUUAGUACCUGAUAUCUGUAUUUUGUAUAACAGUAAAAAUAAUUUCUCCCUCUAGUCAUUGAGCAGUUGGUUUAUGGCUACGCCUCUUCAAAGUACAAAGUGACCUGAUGUUACCUUUAAGAACGAGUGCAUACGUAGCGUAGCGGACUAGUGAUAAGACUUCAAACGUAUAUAAUCCAGUAGUUCUUUGUAGCUUCAGAGCCAAGGAAGACUACUAGUGUUUCCUCUCGUGUAAAGGGAAGGACUGUUUUGAGGGCCCUGCCGGGGAUGGUGAGCUUGUUCCUGCUGUGGACAUUUCUUUUCAGCUUGGUAUGUUCCCCCAGGGCAGUGUGGAGGGCAGGGUGGGUGGUAUUAGGUUCUUGAAUUAGAGAAUGAACCGUACAUUCGUUUUCAAAUAAUCUUGUAAGACAGCUUUUCCGGGCAUGAAUCAAUGUAGAAGAGGAAGACUACCCUCUUGAAACAGAGAAGGGCAUUGCAGCUUUAUAUCCAUAGGCAGGAGUGGGCUAAGUUGUGCUGUACAUAUAGGAAUAAACAUUUCAGCUGCAUUCCCAUGUAUGACUGAAAGUAGUGAAACAAACUCAUAUUUUCCUUUGUAGCACGAGGGGCAAAUUUUGGCAGCAGAUGAGACGAUGUGCAUCACUGUGGUGUAUAUGAGGGAACAUGGCCACAGCAGGGUAGAGAAGUAGCUUUAUUUCUGGGAAGCUGAGUGGCAAACGGGAUGAGUGAGGCAGUGCACUAAGUCUCCUAAACUUUGUUGAUGGACUUCACUUAACUUGCUUAGAAAAGAAUGUUUAUGCUGAGGUAGUGUGAUAGCCAGGGUGGGUUGUGGUAAGAGGAAUGAGUGAGACAGGUUAAUACAAGUGCUGGACAUGAGCAUUUCAAACCUCAGCAAACAUAGACAGACUUACUUCCCUCAGUCGUGAUGGGAUGUGUUAAAAGAGAGGAGGAGGGAGAGAUGGGGAAGAAAGAGAAAGGGUGAUGAGGAGAGAAGGAAGGUGAAAAAAAGGAGACAAAACAUGUAACAAAUAAUGUGGCUCCUGGAAGUCUGAAUUUGGUGGGAUGUAAAGAAGUCAGGCAGCAAAACUUUCUAGGCAGACUAACACCUAAUGACCAGUGAAGGCCUUAGUCCUGCCUCACCUGUUGACACCUGCUUCCUGUCGUCUAGCUUCCCUGAUGAGGUUGAGCAGUUACCUGUGUUGUAGAGGAUGGCCCGGUGCCUUAUCCUUUCAAUAGAACUCAGAAACAAAGACGUAGAUUUUUAUUUAAUUGCAUAGUAUUUUAUUUUAUUAUCACUAAGUUCAGGGUCAGUGAUUAGUGGGCUUUUUUUUUCUCAUUUUUUUUUCCCUUGAGCUGCUUCCUUUACUGUAAAAAACAUAUUACUUUUAUUUUCAAAACAUUCAAUUCUUAAUACUUGGGUGCACUAGACUCUUGUGAACAGUUUAUUUUUCAAAAGGCAACCAAGAUGCAUUUUUUUCAGCAGUCUCACCCAUCAAAAACAGUUCAGAAGGCAGUGCCAUGAUUUAUAUAUGUAAAUAAUCAUCAACAUAUAUGUAUAUAUACAAGUUAAUUUAUAUGUAUGCCUGUGCUCUUGAUGUGAAUGAGAAACUGUAUAAUACGUAGCAAUAAUGUUAAGAAGAAUUUCGCGAACUCUGCCAUCGUGGGUGGACAGAAGGGUUGGAUGUUGGUGCAAGUUCUCAACUGUCAAUUCUUUCUCCUGCCGACUUUGACAUGAGUUAGUGAUCUCCAUGUACAAAGCCUUCACAGCAGUAGCAACCAGUGCCCAUGCCCAACACACACACACCACACCACACCACACCACACUACACAUAUAUCUUACUGCAGUGAAGGGAUUUAUUGCUUGUAGUGAUAAGGUUUUUAGCAAUGUAUGAUUUUUAUAUAAGUGAAGCACAGUUGCCAGUGUCUAAAGAGGAAAAUAAUUAAUGGUUGAUGCCUGAGUUACUGUAUCUCUUACCAGGCAUGACAACCAUCCCUGUACCACUACUAACAACACUACUUCAACUACCAAUACUACUACCACUAUUUCCACUACCAUAAUGACACUACCUAUUACAACCACACCCCUGUUAACCAGUACUACAACCACCACUUCUAACUAGGAUCACCAUUUCCCUCCUCCUCCUCCUCCUCCUCCUCCUACUACUACUACUACUACUACUACUACUACUACUACUACUACUACUACUCCCACUACUACUCCCACCACAACCUCACCCCACUUACCUAUCACUACAACCACCACCACUAACCACCAUCACCUCUCUCCCUACCACCACCACCAUAACUUGCUCCCCAAACACUUCCACAACAACAACAACAACAAAAAAAGGUUGACACUGUAAAGAUGAUCGAAUUCUUAGGGAAGUUUUUUUUUUUUUAUUAACUUUUCUUCCAUCUAAUAAAGGUUACCCAUCAACUGGA
Messenger RNA from Eriocheir sinensis (Chinese mitten crab), 5572 nucleotides. Its product is annotated as cyclin-dependent kinase 9-like. Gene Ontology annotation, biological process: protein phosphorylation. Gene Ontology annotation, cellular component: nucleus. The record is from RefSeq and is a predicted model, not a curated record. The coding region runs from base 77 to 1300 and encodes 407 amino acids. NCBI's taxonomy places the organism in Eukaryota, Metazoa, Arthropoda, Malacostraca, Decapoda, Varunidae. Gene Ontology annotation, molecular function: cyclin-dependent protein serine/threonine kinase activity; ATP binding. The transcript has 8 exons.